AAGAGUAGCCAGUAGACCGACAGCGCAGGCGCGAGUCCACGACAGUCGGUGAUGUAUCACUGGAGCACAUCGUCUUCAGCUCCUUGUUAUAGCAACAGCGGCAGCGGCGGCGGCAAUGGUCCCUUGCUCCCCUCCAUGGCGUCCAGCAGCUACGGUGAUCUGCUGAUGUUGCAAGAGCAGCAGCAGCAGCACUACUACUCCCAGUCGAUGCAGCGUGUGAUGAGCGCCGGAGACCUGCAAGCUCUGCCGGGGCCGGGGCCGGGGCCGGCUCCGGUGGGGCGGUACAGCGCGGAGGAGCGGCGGGAGCGCAUCGAGAAGUACCGCACCAAGCGCAACCAACGCAACUUCCAGAAGAAGAUCACGUACGCUUGCCGGAAGACGCUCGCGGACAGCCGGCCGAGGGUGAAGGGCCGCUUCGCGCGCAACGUCGACGACGACGCAGCAGCAGAUCAGCCGGAGGAUCCGACGACGACCACGACGACGGCGGACGUGUCUCUGCUCAACGACGCCGGCAGCAGCAGCAGCAUGCCGCCGGAGUGGUGGCCGGCAAUGCAGGGCGCGCUGGCCGUGGAGGACGACGAGCUCAUCGCCUCCUACCUUGCCGUCUCCUCCAUCAACCUCUACUAGUAGCUAGCUACCUCCUUAAUUGCUCCUCGCAUCGAUCUAUAUAGUACUAGUUACCUAAUUUAUCGUCUACCUUCUCUGUCAACAAAAAAGCUGGCUAUAUGUACUG
Messenger RNA from Triticum dicoccoides, 733 nucleotides. RefSeq names its product two-component response regulator-like APRR7. The record is from RefSeq and is a predicted model, not a curated record. Gene Ontology annotation, molecular function: protein binding; DNA-binding transcription factor activity. Lineage: Eukaryota; Viridiplantae; Streptophyta; Magnoliopsida; Poales; Poaceae. Bases 52 to 627 code for a protein of 191 amino acids. The transcript has 2 exons. Gene Ontology annotation, biological process: regulation of flower development. Gene Ontology annotation, cellular component: nucleus.